AUGGCCUACACUACCCGCAAGGUCGCGCCGGCCAACACGCUCGAGCACCGCGUCUUCAUCGAGAAGGACGGCCAGCCCAUCUCAGCAUGGCACGACAUCCCGCUCUACGCCAACGAGCAGCAGACGAUCCUCAACAUGGUCGUUGAGGUGCCUCGCUGGACCAACGCGAAGAUGGAGAUCUCCAAGGAGGAGAAGCUCAACCCCAUCAAGCAGGACAUCAAGAAGGGCAAGCUCCGCUUCGUGAGGAACUGCUUCCCCCACAAGGGCUACCUCUGGAACUACGGUGCCCUGCCUCAGACGUGGGAGGACCCCAAUGUGACCCACCCUGAGACCAAGGCCAAGGGCGACAACGACCCGCUGGACGUCUGCGAGAUUGGCGAGCUCGUCGCGAAGCCUGGCGAUGUUAUCCAGGUCAAGGUCCUCGGUGUCAUGGCUCUGCUCGACGAGGGCGAGACGGACUGGAAGAUCAUGGUCAUCAACGUCAACGACCCAUUGGCCCCCAAGCUCAACGACGUCGAGGACGUCGAGCGCCACCUGCCUGGUCUUUUGCGCGCCACCAACGAAUGGUUCCGCAUCUACAAGAUCCCAGAUGGCAAGCCCGAGAACCAGUUCGCCUUCUCCGGCGAGUGCAAGAACAAGAAGUACGCCAUGGACAUUGUCCGUGAGUGCGCUGAGGCUUGGGAGAAGCUCAUUACCGGCAAGACCAACAAGGACGAGAAUGACCUUACCAACACCACCGUUUCUCACUCUGCCGACCGAACCGACGCCAGCCAGAUCAAAAUCGCCAGCGGCGAGAACCACUCCCCUGCACCUAUCGAUCCCAGCAUUGACAAGUGGUUCUACAUCUCUGGUGCACCCUCCAACUAG
Molecule: messenger RNA, 867 nt
Organism: Dothidotthia symphoricarpi CBS 119687
Lineage: Eukaryota; Fungi; Ascomycota; Dothideomycetes; Pleosporales; Dothidotthiaceae
Product: inorganic pyrophosphatase
Exons: 4
Coding region: 1-867 (288 amino acids)
Biological process (GO): phosphate-containing compound metabolic process
Cellular component (GO): nucleus; cytoplasm
Molecular function (GO): magnesium ion binding; inorganic diphosphate phosphatase activity
Source: RefSeq, a predicted model, not a curated record